Molecule: messenger RNA, 2703 nt
Organism: Penicillium canariense
Lineage: Eukaryota; Fungi; Ascomycota; Eurotiomycetes; Eurotiales; Aspergillaceae
Product: cullin family protein
Exons: 4
Coding region: 1-2703 (900 amino acids)
Biological process (GO): ubiquitin-dependent protein catabolic process; protein ubiquitination; DNA damage response
Cellular component (GO): Cul4-RING E3 ubiquitin ligase complex
Molecular function (GO): ubiquitin protein ligase binding
Source: RefSeq, a predicted model, not a curated record
AUGCAGCAGAACUCAAGUGCCGACCCGGAGCAGAGGAGUGGUAAGCGCAAAUCGAGCGGCAAGAGGAAGCUUUCUGAUCAAGGAGAGCCGUCGCAGCCGCAGUCGCAGCGGACCAUCUCUGAGCUUCUCUCCUCGAACCCCUCGCGCGACGACCUAUCACAGAACCUCUCCCCGUCCUCGAAACGCUCUCGCUUCUCCGUCUCCCCCUCUCGCUCCGCCGCGGGACACCCAGUGUCGCCCAACAAGAUGUAUAACUUCUCCGGCUCCCCGCCCAAGAACGGUGCGGCCUUCGUGCGCAGCAUACCAGGGUCGAAUGUGAAUGUGCCAUCGGUGAAAGCCCAAGCUUUCGGUACAAACGUUUGUCAGAAUAACUUUAGUCCUCAUGCUGGGGCGAAGAAGCUAGUCGUCAAGAACCUUCGCACGGGACCACGAGUGAAUCAAGAGCCAUACUUUGAUAAGAUUUGGGCGCAGCUUGAUGCUGCACUGUCGGCUAUCUUCGAUGGUCAGAAGCCGGAGAUAUCGUUGGAGGAGCUAUACAAGGGCGCGGAAAAUAUCUGUCGACAAGAGCGGGCGGCCGUGCUGGCCAAGAAAGUCCAAGAGAGAUGCAAAGACUACGUAGCUGGGAAACUACGAGACAACCUGGUAACAAGGGCCGGAGGUGGGACCGACGUUGAUACAUUGCGGGCAGUGAUCGAGGCAUGGUCGGUCUGGCACUCGAGACUGGUACGUUACCGGGAACAGUAUAAGCCAUUGACCGUAGAGCUAAAUGUGACACAGAUUACUGUUCGCUGGAUCUUCUAUUACCUCGACCAGUCGUUCCUUCUGCAUUCCAAGGAUUUCCCUGUGAUCCAGGAAAUGGGAUUGAUCCAGUUCCGCGCGUACGUAUUCGGCGAUCAGAGCCUGAAGCCGAAGAUACUACGAGGUGCCUGCGAUCUUAUUGCCGCCGACCGUGGCGCCGAGACCAGCACCAUUCCCGACGCAAGCCUACUUCGGGACGCAAUAGAGCUCUUCCACAGUCUCGAUGUCUACAGCAGUGACUUCGAACCGUUGUUUAUUUCCGACUCACAUAACUACAUUAACUCAUGGGCGCAACGGGAGUCCGCCGGAUAUCUCGCUUCAUAUGUCGACAACAGCCAACAUUUGAUCGAUCGAGAAGUCGAGCGAUGUACUUUGUUCUCCUUGAAUCGAAGCACCAAGCAGAAGUUGUCCGAACUGUUGGAUGAGAUACUGGUCGCAGAACAUGAGGCAGUUCUUCUCAGUGAGAAUGACGUGCUUGGGUUGAUGCGAUCAGGGAACAAGACCGCUCUGAAGCAGCUCUACAGUCUUCUUAACCGACGAAGCCUAGCGAGCAAACUGAAAUCCGCCUUUAGCCACUUCAUCAUCGAGGAGGGCUCGAGCAUUGUGUUUGACGAGACAAAUGAAGUGGACAUGGUCGUGCACCUCCUUCAAUUUAAGAAACAGCUCGAUGAUACCGUACGCGAAUCAUUCGACCGAAAUGAGGUUCUUGGCCAUACCCUUCGUGAGGCUUUCGGGCAAUUCAUGAAUCUUGGCAAGAAGGGAGAAUCCACUGCUGGUACCGACAACCCGAAGACCGGUGAAAUGAUUGCCAAGUAUGUUGAUCGGUUGUUGAAGGGAGGUUGGAAGAUGCCGGCGAGUCAGCAGGACGUAGCGAUGGCAGAUGAGGAUGCCGAGAUCAACCGACAGCUGGACCAAGUGCUGGACCUGUUUCGAUUCGUUCAAGGAAAGGCAGUUUUCGAAGCAUUCUACAAGAAUGAUCUCGCUCGUCGUCUACUGAUGGGCCGAAGUGCAAGCGACGAUGCAGAGAAGAGUAUGCUGGGUCGUUUGAAGAAAGAAUGCGGUUCAAGCUUCACACAUAAUCUUGAAACCAUGUUCAAGGAUAUGGAAGUGGCACGCGACGAGAUGGCCGCGUACAGUGCUCUGAACCGGGAGCGUGAUCGCAAGGAUCGCCCGCCCGUCGAUCUCAGUGUCAGCGUACUCUCCGCCGCCGCGUGGCCAUCCUACGCCGACGUUCCCGUGCAAAUCCCACCGAAUAUCGCGGCCUCAAUCAACGAUUUCCAAGAAUUCUACUGCAACAAACACACAGGUCGCCGGCUCAACUGGAAGCAUCAACUUGCACACUGUCAAUUGCGUGCUCGAUUCCUCAAGGGCUCCAAGGAGCUGGUGGUCAGCUCCUUCCAGGCCAUUGUUCUGCUCCUCUUCAACGACAUCGGCGAGGGUGAGACCUUGCGCUACUCGGUGAUCCAAACCGCGACAGGGCUCUCUGAUCCUGAAUUGAAGCGAACCCUGCAGUCACUCGCGUGUGCUAAGUACCGCGUGCUGAUCAAGAACCCCAAAGGGAAGGAGGUGGAAACGACGGACGAGUUCUCGUACAAUGCCAGCUUCACCGACGCCAAGAUGCGCAUCAAGAUCAACCAGAUCCAGCUGAAGGAAACCAAGGAGGAGAACAAAUCGACGCACGAACGAGUCGCGGCAGACCGGCACUACGAGACCCAGGCGGCCAUCGUGCGCAUCAUGAAGAGUCGCAAGACCAUCACACAUGCCGAGCUCAUCGCGGAAGUGAUCGAAGCUACUCGUCAUCGCGGCACCCUCCAGCCUGCCGAGAUCAAGACCAACAUCGAAAAAUUGAUCGAGAAGGACUACAUGGAGCGAGCCGAGGGCAACCAAUACAAAUAUGUGGCAUAG